GCCUCCAAGCGGCAGCUUGUGGCAUUGCAUGCUUUUACCAGGUCCGUUACGUCACCAAACUGCGACAUAUCGAGGAACAAGCGCCACAUUUUUGAUGCGCCAAAUUAUUUUGGCAUUUUCAGCUUUACGGCACAUUUCUUUAGUGUAACACAUUUGAGGCUCACAGUACGAAUAACGUUAAUGUACCAUGAGUUUAUUUGGUACAACCUCCGGGUUUGGGGCAGCAGGGACAGGUGUCUUUGGAAAUGCAACAACAGACAGCCAUAAUCCCAUGAAGGAUGUUGAAGUGACUUCACCUCCAGAUGACAGCAUCAGCUGUCUGGCUUUCAGUCCCCCCACCAUGCCAGGGAAUUUCCUCAUUGGAGGUUCCUGGGCCAACGAUGUCCGAUGCUGGGAGGUUCAGGACAAUGGGCAGACUGUCCCCAAAGCCCAACAGAUGCACACAGGUCCCGUGCUGGAUGUAUGCUGGAGUGAUGAUGGGAGUAAAGUCUUCACAGCGUCCUGUGACAAAACAGCCAAGAUGUGGGAUCUUAACAGCAAUCAAGCUAUGCAGAUUGCACAGCAUGACGGUCCGAUCAAAGCAAUCCACUGGAUAAAAGCCCCGAACUACAGCUGUAUCAUGACAGGCAGUUGGGACAAAACACUGAAGUUCUGGGACACCCGCUCUCCCAAUCCCAUGAUGUCUCUGCAGAUGCCAGAGAGAUGCUACUGUGCAGAUGUUGUGUAUCCCAUGGCUGUGGUUGCCACAGCUGAGAGAGGCCUCAUAGUGUACCAGCUGGAGAACCAGCCCUCUGAGUUUCGCAGAAUAGAUUCUCCUCUCAAACAUCAGCACCGCUGUGUUGCCAUCUUCAAGGACAAGCAGAACAAACCCACUGGCUUUGCACUGGGAAGCAUUGAGGGCCGAGUGGCCAUCCACUAUAUCAACCCUCCAAACCCAGCCAAAGACAACUUCACCUUCAAGUGUCACAGGUCGAAUGGAACUAACACAACCACUCCACAGGAUAUCUAUGCUGUGAAUGCCAUCUCCUUCCAUCCUGUCCAUGGCACACUGGCUACUGUGGGCUCAGAUGGUCGCUUCAGCUUUUGGGACAAAGACGCCCGCACCAAGUUGAAGACCUCAGAGCAGCUCGACCAGCCUAUUACAGCUUGCUGCUUCAACAGCAAUGGCAACAUCUUUGCAUAUGCCUCCAGUUACGACUGGUCGAAGGGCCAUGAGUACUACAACCCCCAGAAAAAGAACUACAUCUUCUUGAGGAACGCUGCCGAGGAGCUGAAGCCUCGGAACAAGAAAUGAUUCGUCGUGCCAAGUCGCAUCUCUUGUGUGGAAAUGCGGAAGACCUGCUGCUUAAAUGUGUGUAUACGCUCGAAACAGACUCCUUCCUUUCGGCAAACACCUGGACCAAUGCUGUGGUGCUGCGUACUGUGCAUGGACCAAUCAGAGGGGCCUACCCAACCUGGCGUUGAUGACAGCUGCGUGACAAUUGGUCGUAGAGGUCAUCAUAGAAAGGGAGGGCUUAAUUUGUCAUUUUUGAUGUUUCAAAUCUUGUGUCCAGCUCCUCUUUUUUCUUUUUUUUUUUUUUUUUUUUUUUUU
This is a messenger RNA of Anoplopoma fimbria (sablefish), 1591 nucleotides long. It is a transcript of the gene rae1, whose product is annotated as ribonucleic acid export 1. The transcript is spliced from 13 exons. NCBI's taxonomy places the organism in Eukaryota, Metazoa, Chordata, Actinopteri, Perciformes, Anoplopomatidae. Bases 188 to 1294 code for a protein of 368 amino acids. Gene Ontology annotation, cellular component: nuclear pore. Gene Ontology annotation, biological process: RNA export from nucleus; transcription-dependent tethering of RNA polymerase II gene DNA at nuclear periphery. Gene Ontology annotation, molecular function: ubiquitin binding; RNA binding. The record is from RefSeq and is a predicted model, not a curated record.